CGACGCCCCGAUUCCAAAUUCCAAAGUCGCCACGGGAUUCCGAGGUCGCAAUCUACCCAAUCGAUACACGCGUAUAUAUACCCACCCCGGCCGGCCACUAACUACAUUCCUUCCUCCUCUCGCGAUCGCCGGCGCGCCAUGCAUUCCCAGACGCCGGCGAAGCCCAAGGCCAGCCCUGUCCGUAGCCGCCCGCAGCUGCCUGCUUCUGCUGCUGCUGCGGCGGCGGCGGCGGUGGAGCCUCCGUUGCAGCUGCAGCAGCUCCACACAACCCCUCCUCCACCGCCGCCGCCGCUGAUGCCGGCGGGUGGAGAAGUGACCGGCGGUAGCAAGGCGGCCAAGAAGCGGGGCAUGCAGAAGCUGCUCAAGUCGGCGUUCAAGCGCGGCGACCACCACGCGCCGGCGGGCGCUUCCUCUGGGGGUGGUGAGCAAUCCGGCGACGACGAGGCGGCGGCGGCCGCAGCGCAGGACCUCAGCCGGUCGUCGUCGUCGUCCACCGGCGGGAGCAGCGGGAGGAAGGGGCGCAAGGGCGACAGCUCCGUCGAAGGCGACCUUUCUAGUCGUGACAGCCUAGAGCUACAAGAGUCCAAGAAUGUCAAGGGGGCAGCCGCAGCGCUGCGAAACGCCAAGCUCAGCCACUCCUACGAGGCAUUCCCAUGGGAGAGGAAGAUGAGGGAUCUUCUGCAGGUGGCCGGCGCCAGCGGCUUCCUGUCCCUGCUGCUUCUGCCUCGGGCGACCGACGAGACCCAGACCAAGUUCCACUCCCUGGAGGACACACUGGCCAGGGCUGAGUCCUGGCUCAUGUCCUCCCAGAUGUCAGGUGUCCCAAUUGUCCCCAUGAAUGUGCAGACAGAAGCACUUCUCACCAAGAUAUGUGGGGACGUGGCAUCGUCAACGGUGAACAUGAACUCCCUAGGUGACCUUGCAAACAUGGCAACGGUGAGCCUCUACGGGUUUGAGGACUACCAUGGCGUCGACAUUGGCGUCGUCAGGGCGAUCCGGCUAUGGUAUGCUCCUUUUGCAGGGGAGAUGGCACUGGAGAUCAAACUGCAACCGGGCGACACCAGGCUGGGUUUUGCCAUCAGCCGCACUGAAGAGGGGUUCAUCUACGUGUCGUCGGUGGCGGAGGAGAGCACGCCGGGGGUGGCGUCGACGCGGUCGGGGCUUCUGGAGCUGUACCGGCGCGCGCGGCGGGCGUCGAAGCUCCUCGUCGUCUCCCGCGUCGGCGACGACAAGGUGCUCCCCUGGGCCACCUCCACCGCCGGCGACAUCCGCUGCUUCGACACCGUCUCGCUCAGCCAGCGGCUGUCGCUGCACCGCCACGCGCUCCGCCCCGUCACCCUCCACUUCCUCAUGUGGGAGCGCCUCCCGCCCGCCGCCGUCAUCAGGGGCGGCGCCGCCGCCAGGCCGACCGUGCAGAUGAUCGUGCAGGGCGACGAGGAGGGAGGAGGGGACGCGGCCGACGAGUCCACCGACGAGGUCGCCUUCGACGGCGACGGGCCGGAGAUCGUGCUCAGCGGCAAGGACGACUCCGACGACCGCUCAUUCAGGUUCCAGAACAUCGGCCUCCCGGAUAGCUGGCUGUGACCCGAGUUUUUACUUUUUACGUUGCUAGUUCGUUCGCUCGAUCGCCUCAUGAUGAACACUGAUCGAUUAGCCCCCUUGCAGUAAUAAUGGAACAUAAACUCGUCGAUUAACCAUUCAAAA
Molecule: messenger RNA, 1704 nt
Organism: Oryza sativa Japonica Group (Japanese rice)
Lineage: Eukaryota; Viridiplantae; Streptophyta; Magnoliopsida; Poales; Poaceae
Source: RefSeq, a predicted model, not a curated record